Diabrotica balteata is the source of this 4729-nucleotide messenger RNA. Lineage: Eukaryota; Metazoa; Arthropoda; Insecta; Coleoptera; Chrysomelidae. The record is from the annotation of a GenBank genome assembly.
AAUCUUUCUCAACUUGCUAAACGGGAAGUGAAAAAUUCUUCUAUAAGCGUCUAUAUUCUUUGGUUCAAGCUUCUAGAAUAAUAUAAGGUUAUAACAUGUCAAACUGUGCAUUUAUAAUCAUGUUUUAAAAUAGUGAGUUUGGGUCAUCCCAAGAGAAGGCGGAACUCGCAAUUUCCUGUUAACCUUGGUUUAUCUCCAAAAUAUCUUGAGAUAAUUGAAAUAUACAUGCGCUUGUUUGUGAUAUAUAUUCCUUAUUAAAAAAAGGAAAAUGUCUGUGUUAGCUUCAGGAAUAAAUGUUUUGAGGAGUUUGUUAAGUGCAGAACCUCCACCAAAUAAAGUAGUAGAAACUCGACCAGACUUUUUUACAUCUAGAAGCAUCCAUUGCAGGGAAGAUGGACUGGUGCUGUAUCUACCAUCUACCAAUGAAAAGGGAACAAAAGCAAAUUAUGAAAUUGUUCUUCACCGACCAACUACAGAGACUUUGCACCAGAUUUUCAGCUUAUUCCGAACACCUAGUUUAGAGUUGGCAGAAAAUAGAUUCGUAACUUAUAAGGAUAAAAUACCACAGAUUGUAGAAGUAGCCAAAGAGAUGUGCAACAUUCACAGUUUACAGAAAGUCUGCGACGUCGUGUUAGAACACCCCACUUGGACUCUAGCACAUCUCGCCGCCCACUUUGCAUUGUACGACUGCUUUAGCGACUCUACGGUGAAUAGUCUCCUCAACAGCACCGAGAUCGAAACGGGGAUGUCUCCAUUGCAGGUCGCCAUUACCACUCAGAAUAUUAAAACCAUUCAAAUAAUGAUAGCUGCGAAUUGUUCUCUGGAACAUCUAGACUACGAAGGGAAUUCCGUUUUUCAUUAUGCCGCUAGUACCACCAAGGAAAUUAUUAACGCACUUUCCCAAACAGCUACACAACGCUCUCUAAACGCCCGCAACAAAAACGGCCACACUCCCCUCCACAUGGCGUGCUUGGCAGACAAAUGCGACUGCGUCACGGCCCUCAUACUCGCAGGAGCCGACGUUAACAUUGCGGCAACGAAAAACGAAAAUCCCGAUACACUUACGACGGAACCAAGCUACGUAGCCAAUUACUUACAGAAAAACCCGAACACUUUUUACUCGAAAGACAUGAAAAACGGAGGGACUCCCCUACAUUGGGCCAGUUCUAGACAGGUCGUAGAAGCCUUAAUCGAUGUCAAUUGUCAUAUAAACUCGUUGAAUUUCGAAUUUAAGACGGCACUGCACGUGAUGGUCGAAAGAAAUCGGCUGGAUUGCGUGGUGGCUCUUUUAAGUAGACAAGCUAACGCUAAUUUGGGCGAUAAGGAUGGAAAUAGGCCACUACAUUUAGCGGUGAAAGCGAACAACAUUGCUAUAAUUCAGGCGCUAAUUAUUUUCGGAGUAGACCUAAAUAUUUUGAACAACAAAGGCGAAACGGCUAGGCAUAUGAUAACUGCAGAAAAUGAGCCGCAGUUGCUGUAUUAUCUGGCAGCCGUAGGCGCCAAAAGGUGCGAGAAGGGAAUGGAGGGCUGUACUGAGGGUUGUUCCCCAUCCGGAACGUAUGAGGGUAUUCCUCCACCAAAGGUAAUUGGACAGACAAAUCGAGAUAUACUAAAUGCAAUGCUUUCUGUGGCGGGUAUGGAAGUCGCUGCCGAAAAACACAAAAAUGGUCAUAUUCCUAGAAGCGGUCGACUUUUGUGUUUAGACGGUGGAGGAAUUAGAGGCCUGAUCUUAAUUCAGAUGCUGUUAGAAUUGGAGCACCUCUUUGGAAAACCUAUUAAAGACAGUUUUGACUGGUUAGCCGGCACCAGCACUGGUGGAAUUCUAUGCUUAGCUAUUGCCACUGGUAAAUCAAUGAAGGAAUGCCUUUGUCUCUAUUUUCGAUUAAAGGAACAAGCUUUUAUCGGUAUACGACCGUACUCCAGCGAAAACUUAGAAAAUAUUUUGAAAGACACGUUUGGCACAGAAACUGUGAUGUCUGAUAUUAAACAUCCUAGAGUAAUGGUAACGGGAGUCUUGGCCGAUAGGAAACCGGUGGAACUUCAUCUUUUUAGAUCUUAUACUAGCCCGAAUGAUAUUUUGGAAGUUGAACACGACUAUCCUUACGAGUUACCUCAUCCACCAGAUCAACAGCAUAUUUGGGAAGUCGGUAGAGCAACUGGAGCAGCCCCAACGUAUUUCAGAGCAUUCGGAAGAUUUCUCGACGGCGGCCUAAUAGCUAACAAUCCAACACUAGAUGCCUUGACCGAAAUUCACGAGCACACCAUGGCGCUGAAAGCGAAGAAUCGAGAAAAUGAAGCGAGUCCAGUGAACGUGGUAGUGAGUCUCGGUACCGGUUCGAUUCCGGUGACUGAAGUGAAGAGUAUAGACGUUUUCAAACCAGAAAGCAUUUGGGAUAGCGCCAAGUUAGUGAUUGGUAUAUCGUUUCUUGGAACUUUGCUCGUAGAUCAGGCUACUUCCAGUGACGGCAGAGUAGUAGACAGAGCCAGAGCGUGGUGCUCAUCUAUCGGCGUUCCCUACUUCCGAUUCUGCCCACAGAUGACUGAAGACGUCGCCAUGGACGAGAAAGCCGACGACAAACUAGUUCGAAUGCUUUGGGAGACCAAAGCGUACAUGUAUGAACAAAUGAGUAGCAUAAAAGAAUUGGCGGAUAUUAUAAAUAGGUGUUAAUCCUGUUAGAAAAAAUAUUUUUGUUAUUUGUGUUAUUAAUUUUACGUUUUAAAUUAUAAAAAAUGUCGUAGAUAAACAAAUUCAGUUUUUCGUAAUGGUUUGUGAUUGAUAAAGAAGUACCACAUAGUGAAAUAGUCAAUAGGUACACACAAAAGGGAUUUUGAAACGGUGUAUCCUGCUGUUUGGAUCUCUUAUUCGUUUUCAUUGAUAUGGUCUGCAAAAAUCAGUCGUAUAAGUGAGGAAGCUUUAUCUAAUUGCAAAUUCUUUUAUUCAUAUGGAAUUACCAGCAUACAAAAGUAACUCCUCAACAAAUAUAAAUUGUGAAAGUUUAUAUUUGGGGGGGGGAUGUAGAAAUUAAACAAAAAUUACAUACAUCAAAAACAAUUUUAUUUAAAAAUUUCGAUCUGCUCAAACAAUAACCUGCUGCUAUUGCCCUGUGCAGAAUCAAACUGCCAACAGGACUAAUCUUACACUAUUCAACACGCCGUGUAUCACCAACGUAGGGGUGAGGGGGCACAUGUGGAAAAAUUAAAAAAAAAUUAUACCGCAAAAUGAGAUUUAUUGUAAAGUAUCGGCUUCUUCAAUGAAAGAUUCACAUAUUUGUGAGUCUUUGUGUACAUUUAAAUUUGGCGGUAACUAAAUUAUUUAGAUGUAAUUAGUCCACAUGUGCCCCUGAGGGAGGCACUUGUGGACAAGACAGUAUUUUCUACGGGGCACAUAUGGAUACGGGUUUUGAUGGAAAUAAAAUAAUAACAUGUUUUUAUAAGGGCAAUUUUUAAUAUUUAUUUAACAUAAUACAUUGAAUUAUCCCAUAUUAUACCCAUGAAAAUUAACGGAAAACCGAAAAAAGGAGCUGGAUCAUGGUGUCCCAAUUUUUUUUCAGGAGCUGGCAAUUUUCUCAUAUCGUUUGCAGAAAUAUAACUCUCAUUCUUCUGAUCUGGAAAUACAAAAUCUUGUCGCGGCGUCAAUUUUAAAAAAUUUACUAAAAAUCCUGACUCUUCUAUAGUAAAAUUCAAUAAGCGAUGCAGGAAAAUGUAAACAUUGAAUCGUGUCCGAACCGGUCGCCAGACGAAAUAAAGAUGGACAUUUCGGUUAGUUUUUAAAUAUUUUUGAAGAACUGUUACUUGCAUUUAUGCAUAAAAUAUUCAUUAAUUUUAUAAAUCGGAUUAUUUUUUCACUUACUAUGUAUUCAGUGAAAACAUUAAUUUAUUUAUUAUGCAAUAAACACGAAUAUUUGAGAAAAGAAAAAAAAAAUAAUAAAGUGUUAUAAUUAUACUGUUACUUAUCGGAACGAGUAGACUCAUUUGGAACACCUUUAACAAUUAUCUGUUAAAUUUAUCGUUGUUUAUAUGCCCUGCAUCGCUUAAUGGAAUAAGGAUUAGUUUCUUUUUUUUCCCAGUCCAGUUUGCCAUGAUACUAUGACUAAGAAGAUAAUAUAUUGCGCAUAAGUCCUGACGUCAUUGGAGAGUUACACGUUCGAAAUGUCAGUUUUUUGUAUGUAUCAAUAAAUAAUCUUUAAUAAAUAGUUUGGAGAUAUCCUUAUGUAUACGAUUAUUAUAAUCAUUAAACCUCUUAACUUAUUUUCGUCUAAUUUAAUAUGCAUCACAGAAUGCAUAUAAAUCCCAUUUAACUUUAACAAGAAUUCAAAUUCUACUCUCCAAUGACGGCAUGCGCGAACACGACCGAUUUUGUACUACGGGAAGAUCCUAUCUGUUAUCCUAGUAUCAUGCAGUAUGCAUAGUUUUUCAAAAGUACCGGAUAUCUGUUUUUAGGUUAUGACUAGAAGAAAACUGUAGAGACUUACCUGAUAUCAAAUAUGACAAUAUUCAAAAUACGAUACACCUUACAAGAAAACACAGAAUGUCACUAAAUGAUAUUAUAAUCUCUAAAAACUGUUUAUUUACUUUUACGAGGCAAAAGUAACACAACCUCGUGAUACAAACAAAUGGCAACUUACAUUGAAUUUAUUUCUUGGCAUAGAACUAUAUCACCGGUGUCACCUAGGAGAGUGAGUUAGAAAGAGUGAACUGUCCACUUGUGCCUCUGUCCACAUGUGCCUCU